Molecule: messenger RNA, 1254 nt
Organism: Kluyveromyces marxianus DMKU3-1042
Lineage: Eukaryota; Fungi; Ascomycota; Saccharomycetes; Saccharomycetales; Saccharomycetaceae
Gene: PBR1
Product: putative oxidoreductase
Exons: 1
Coding region: 1-1254 (417 amino acids)
Source: RefSeq, a predicted model, not a curated record
AUGCCAUUGAAUAUCAUUGGAUCUGUAAUCGUUGAUGGUGUCGACACGGUUCCAUUUUUAAGGCCAAUUUUGCAAUGGUCCCCAUAUUUGGCGUUGGUAGGUGCUAUCAAGUACUGGUCUAGAGGACCCAGUAAUGGAUGGGAACGUAAUUUACAUGGGAAAGUAUACAUCGUCACAGGAGCAACUACACAAAGUAUGGGUACAUCUGUAGCCGUCGAAAUGGCUAAGAGAGGUGCGCAGUUAAUUGUGCUAUGUAGGAGAAUUGAUGAAUGGUCUGAAGAUUGGUGUGAACAACUUAGGGUACAAACAGGAAAUGAAUUGAUUUACUUAGAACAAUGCGACUUGAGUGAUCUAUACGAAGUUAGAAAAUUUGCUACCAAAUGGUUAGAUAAUUCACCACCCAGACGAUUGGAUGGUGUGGUUGUUAUGAGUGGCGAUUGUGAGCCAUGGGGUUUGAAAAAGAAGAAAGAGAGUAUCGACGGUCUUGAGAUUCAAAUGGCAACAAAUUAUGCAGGUAUUUUCCACCUCUUGCAUCUAUUAAAACCUAGUUUUAAAGCGCAACCUCCAGAUCGUGAUGUUCGGAUAAUUGUCACUACGUGUUUCUUACAAGCGAUGGGUAAUUGCAAUGUGGAUGAUCCAUUAUGGAUAGAGGCGCCAUUUAAAAGUUCUCGUGAAAUGUUCAAUAGUUCUAAACUUCAAUUAUCAUUAGCUAUGUUGCAUUUGCAAAGGUCUUUGCUAGCAGAAUUGAAAAGAGACGCCAAAGACGGACGAAGCGGGAAAAACGUUACUGUCACAAUAGUUCAACCUGGUUUGAUGAGAUCACCAAGUCUAAGACGAGUCAUAAGUAAUGGUUCUGUUCUCAUGCUACUGCUGAUAUAUUGUAUUCUACUCUACCCACUCCUAUGGCUUUUCACCAAAAGUGGCAAUCGUGGUGCUCAAACGAUCAUGUACGCUUUGACAACUCCAGAGCUAGAAGAAAUUAAUUGGACCGAUGAGGAAGUCAAGUAUAUUGUCAAUUGCGCAAUGGUGAAGUUUGCAAGAAAAGAGUUUCACGAUGAAGAACUUCAAGAGAAGCUUUAUAAAAACACUUUGAAACAAAUAGAAACAGUGGAAAAACAAUCUGCUAUUGCAAGAAAGAAGAAAGCGGCUGAAAAACCUGCUAGUACCACUUCUUCGUCUUCCACGGCCAGCACUAGUACUACUACUAAAUCGAAGAAGAAGUCCAAAAAUAAGAAGGCCGCUAAAAAGGAUUGA